ACAUAUCAAACCCUAACAAAUCAUUUUUUCACUCUCUCUAUCUCUCUGAAGCCCUAACCAAUGGCUUCACGCAGACUCUUAUCUUCUCUUCUCCGAUCAUCAACUCGCCGAUCUGUCUCCAAAUCGCCUCUGUCAAACUCUAAUCCCAAACUCUCCACGCCAUCUCCAAUUUCCACGCGCCGCGCGUCGUCUUACGGCUACCUCCUCAAUCGCACUUCCGAGUAUGCCACAUCCGCCGCUGCUGCGGCUGCUCCACCUUCAACAUCGGAGGGAGUGAAGGGAAGCGGUGGUGGUAAGAUCACCGAUGACUUCACCGGAAAAGGCGCGAUCGGUCAAGUGUGUCAGGUGAUCGGUGCGGUUGUUGAUGUUAGAUUUGAUGAAGGAUUGCCUCCGAUUUUGACGGCGCUUGAAGUGCUUGACCAUUCGAUUAGGUUAGUGCUUGAAGUGGCUCAGCAUUUGGGUGGAAGUAUGGUUAGGACUAUUGCUAUGGAUGGUACCGAAGGUUUGGUUAGAGGUCAGAAGGUUCUCAAUACUGGUUCUCCUAUCACUGUUCCUGUGGGUCGGGCCACUCUUGGUCGUAUCAUUAACGUUAUUGGAGAGCCAAUUGAUGAGAAGGGAGAUCUCAAGACCGACCACUUCUUGCCCAUUCACAGAGAAGCUCCAUCUUUUGUCGACCAAGCUACUGAGCAACAGAUCCUUGUAACUGGUAUCAAGGUUGUUGAUAUGCUUGCACCAUACCAAAGGGGAGGAAAGAUUGGUCUGUUUGGUGGUGCUGGUGUAGGAAAAACUGUGCUUAUUAUGGAACUUAUCAACAAUGUUGCAAAAGCUCACGGUGGUUUCUCAGUGUUUGCUGGUGUUGGAGAGCGCACCCGUGAGGGUAAUGACUUGUACAGGGAAAUGAUUGAGAGUGGUGUCAUUAAGCUAGGGGAUAAACAGGCUGAAAGCAAAUGUGCACUUGUGUACGGUCAAAUGAAUGAGCCCCCUGGUGCUCGUGCCCGUGUUGGUCUAACUGGUCUAACUGUAGCAGAGCACUUCCGUGAUGCUGAAGGACAAGAUGUGCUUCUCUUCAUUGACAAUAUUUUCCGUUUCACCCAGGCUAACUCAGAGGUGUCUGCUUUGCUUGGUCGUAUCCCAUCUGCUGUCGGUUACCAACCAACUUUGGCUACCGAUCUUGGAGGUCUCCAGGAGCGUAUUACAACCACUAAGAAAGGUUCCAUCACGUCUGUCCAAGCUAUUUAUGUGCCUGCUGAUGAUUUGACUGAUCCGGCUCCUGCCACCACCUUUGCUCACUUGGAUGCCACAACUGUGUUGUCACGGCAGAUUUCUGAAUUGGGUAUAUAUCCUGCUGUUGAUCCCCUUGAUUCUACAUCCCGUAUGCUCUCUCCUCAUAUUUUGGGUGAGGAACACUACAACACCGCCCGUGGUGUGCAGAAGGUUCUUCAGAACUACAAGAAUCUGCAAGAUAUUAUUGCCAUUUUGGGAAUGGAUGAGCUCAGUGAAGAUGACAAGUUGACAGUUGCCCGUGCACGUAAAAUUCAGAAAUUCUUGAGCCAGCCUUUCCAUGUUGCAGAAGUUUUCACUGGUGCCCCUGGCAAGUACGUCGAGUUGAAGGAGAGCGUUGCCAGCUUCCAGGGCGUGUUGGAUGGAAAAUAUGAUGACCUUCCAGAACAAUCAUUUUACAUGGUUGGAGGCAUUGAAGAGGUCAUUGCUAAGGCAGAUAAGAUUGCAAAGGAGCUAGCAGCCUAAACAAACAGCAAGCUAUUUUUUUUUUCUUCAGUCUUUUGGUCCCCUUGUACUGAUAAUUGCGAAAAUCAAAAAUAAUCUAGGAUAUGUUGGUGAUGCCAGCAACAGGAUGUUGAUUUUUUUGAGAUAAAAUGUGUCUGGAUUAUCAGUCUCUGUUUUUAAUGUUAUUGCAUAGUGUGGAAGCGGAAGAGAACUGGGGACACGCCAAGCCCCUCUUUUUUCUUGUUAUUUAAUAAGGGGAAAAAGGAAGGCGGACAUGUAUAUUUUUCCCUUUUUUACCUUGAGAACAUGAAAUGGCGCAAUGAUCACUUUUUUGAAAUCA
Messenger RNA from Ricinus communis (castor bean), 2065 nucleotides. RefSeq names its product ATP synthase subunit beta, mitochondrial. The record is from RefSeq and is a predicted model, not a curated record. Gene Ontology annotation, biological process: proton transmembrane transport; proton motive force-driven mitochondrial ATP synthesis. Gene Ontology annotation, molecular function: proton-transporting ATP synthase activity, rotational mechanism; ATP binding; ATP hydrolysis activity. The coding region runs from base 61 to 1746 and encodes 561 amino acids. The transcript has 9 exons. Lineage: Eukaryota; Viridiplantae; Streptophyta; Magnoliopsida; Malpighiales; Euphorbiaceae.